Molecule: messenger RNA, 2222 nt
Organism: Rhinopithecus roxellana (golden snub-nosed monkey)
Lineage: Eukaryota; Metazoa; Chordata; Mammalia; Primates; Cercopithecidae
Gene: TSSK3
Product: testis specific serine kinase 3
Exons: 2
Coding region: 1-807 (268 amino acids)
Biological process (GO): intracellular signal transduction; microtubule cytoskeleton organization; protein phosphorylation
Cellular component (GO): cytoplasm
Molecular function (GO): ATP binding; tau-protein kinase activity; protein serine/threonine kinase activity
Source: RefSeq, a predicted model, not a curated record
AUGGAGGACUUUCUGCUCUCCAAUGGGUACCAGCUGGGCAAGACCAUUGGGGAAGGGACCUACUCAAAAGUCAAAGAAGCAUUUUCCAAAAAACACCAAAGAAAAGUGGCAAUUAAAGUUAUAGACAAGAUGGGAGGGCCAGAAGAGUUUAUCCAGAGAUUCCUGCCUCGGGAGCUCCAAAUUGUCCGUACCCUGGAACACAAGAACAUCAUCCAGGUGUAUGAGAUGCUGGAGUCUGCCGACGGGAAAAUCUGCCUGGUGAUGGAGCUGGCUGAGGGAGGGGAUGUCUUUGACUGCGUGCUGAAUGGGGGGCCAUUGCCUGAGAGCCGGGCCAAGGCCCUCUUCCGUCAGAUGGUUGAGGCCAUCCGCUACUGCCAUGGCUGUGGCGUGGCCCACCGGGACCUCAAAUGCGAGAACGCCUUGUUGCAGGGCUUCAACCUGAAGCUAGCUGACUUUGGCUUUGCCAAGGUGUUGCCCAAGUCGCGCCGGGAGCUGAGCCAGACCUUCUGCGGCAGCACAGCCUAUGCCGCCCCUGAGGUGCUACAGGGCAUUCCCCAUGAUAGCAAGAAAGGUGAUGUCUGGAGCAUGGGUGUGGUCCUGUAUGUCAUGCUCUGUGCCAGCCUACCUUUUGACGACACAGACAUCCCCAAGAUGCUGUGGCAGCAGCAGAAGGGGGUGUCCUUCCCCACUCAUCUGAGCAUCUCGGCCGAUUGCCAGGACUUGCUCAAGAGGCUCCUGGAACCCGACAUGAUCCUCCGGCCUUCAAUUGAAGAAGUUAGUUGGCAUCCAUGGCUAGCAAGCACUUGAUAAAAACAAUGGCAAGUGCUCCCCAAUAAAGUAGGGGGAGAAAGCAAACCCAAAAAUCCGCUUCUAAAAUGGUGAUAUAUAUUUUACGCCUUAAGUUCACUUAUCCUAAAACUUACAUCUACCCCAGCCUUACUACUACUCUUUCCUCUUAGAGAUCUUCAUGGGAUCAAAGGGCCUCAUUCAGACUUUUUUUUUUUCCUCCUUGCUCUGUCGCCCAGGCUGGAAUGCAGUGGCACGAUUCCAGCUCACUGCAACUCCGCUUCUCAGGUUCAAGCGAUUCUCCUGCCUCAGCCUCCCCAGUAGCUGGGAUUAUAGGCACCUACCACCAACGCCUGGCUAUUUCUGUAUUUUUAGCAGAGAUGGGGUUUCAUCAUGUUGGCCAGGCUGGUCUUGAACUCCUGACCUUAAGGGAUCCGCCUGCCUCGGCCUCCCAAAGUGCUGGGAUUACAGGCGUGAGCCACCGUGCCUGGCCUGACAAGUGAUUUUCAUACUAAAGUUAAUUAAAAUAGAUCCCAGAAUUAUAUACAAACGGGGAGGAGAGGAGAAAAACGACCAAGAACAACUGAAGCCAUUGUUGUUGCAACUUCCUUUCCAAAGAAAAGCAGAGGUGUUGGGAGUGCAGAGAUGGCCUCCUGACUCCUUGUCCCAGUGAGAGGCCUGUUGGGAGCCCUGUCCUUUUCUCAUCCCAAAGGCAAAGCUGAAUCUGGGAUGAGGACAAGGGAUGUCCUCUGGACCCAGGCUAUCCCUCUACCCUGUUUCUGGCUCCAAGUGGGAAGCCAGUCCUGCCCUGGCCCAGUGUACCUGCCAAGGGGACGAAAACAGACCCCAGACACCUUCCAGCUUCGGUUGAAUCACUUUAAUGCUGUUAACGGCAAGUCUGUAAAAGGUUCAGGACAAAGUUCUUUUUUCUUUCUUUUUUAAUUAUAAAACUAACAGCUGUUAGAAUCUUUUUUCUUUUUUUUUUCCUUUUUUCUUUUCCCAGCUACAAAAUACUCUGGGGAGAUGCAUUAUAAUUUAAAAUAUAUAAUAUUGCACAAACAACCAAAAAGUUAAUUAAACUAAAGAAAUAAUUACAAAGAGAAAAACCCCAUCCCAUCAAAAAAAAGAUUCAGCAUUCUCUCCAACCCACCCCCUCACUGAAGGUUUGAAGUGGAAGUGACCCCACUCUCUCGGUGUCCCUGACCACGAUCCCUUUCACUCACUGGUGAGUACACCAGAUUAGGUACAAGAAUCACCAGAGCAGCAUCGUGAAGCACCAGGCUCUCCAGAGAUUCCUGCAGCCCCUUAUUCCCCCAGAGGUGCAGCUUUACCAGACUGGAGGGUGAGAGCGCAAAGGCUGGGUCUGUCUUCAGGAAGAAGAGCUUUUGCAGAAGCCUGAUGAGAGUUUCAAGUUCACCCCCAGGAUAGCCCUUCCA